AUGCUGGUGGACGCGGAUGACUGCGAAAUUGUUGGAGAAGCGAACGGCAGCGCGGAGAUGGAGCGGCUUUUGAUCGAGUCCGCGCCGGAAGUCGUCCUGUGUGACACGUCUCCAGCGGACGCGCUUCGCGUGAUCGAGGCGCUUUCCGGCGAAGGCGCGGCGCUUGUGCUGCUCGGCGAAGACCACAGCGAAUACCAACUGAUGGCAGACGCGGUUCUGCCGGGAUGGGCCUAUCUUCGCAAGGAAGCCGACCGCAUCGAAAUUCUGGGCGCGAUCCGGGCAGCGGGCGCGGGGCUAAUCGCCGUGGACCGAAGUUUCAGCCUGUUGCCCGGAAGCGCGUUUCCGCUUGCCGACGCGGAAAUUCUGCCGCCUGAUGAAACAUUGACCGCUCGUGAACGGGAAGUCUUGCAGCAGAUGACGCACGGGCUGCCGAACAAGCAAAUUGCGGCGCGGCUGAACAUCAGCCAGCACACCGUGAAAUUUCAUGUUGCUUCUAUACUGGCGAAACUCGGCGCGUCGAGCCGCACCGAAGCGGUGACAUCCGGGGCCAGACGCGGCCUUGUUUCGCUGUAA
Molecule: messenger RNA, 573 nt
Organism: Bacidia gigantensis
Lineage: Eukaryota; Fungi; Ascomycota; Lecanoromycetes; Lecanorales; Ramalinaceae
Exons: 1
Coding region: 1-573 (190 amino acids)
Biological process (GO): regulation of DNA-templated transcription
Molecular function (GO): DNA binding
Source: RefSeq, a predicted model, not a curated record